Molecule: messenger RNA, 4552 nt
Organism: Coregonus clupeaformis (lake whitefish)
Lineage: Eukaryota; Metazoa; Chordata; Actinopteri; Salmoniformes; Salmonidae
Product: dyslexia-associated protein KIAA0319-like
Exons: 17
Coding region: 408-3077 (889 amino acids)
Cellular component (GO): plasma membrane; cytoplasmic vesicle
Source: RefSeq, a predicted model, not a curated record
GCCACUGCGGCCAGACAGGGAUGGUGAGCAGCAUGACAUGAGCGGCCUUUCCCCGAAUACCAGUGCGCACUCAUUUUGCUCAGCUGCAGAGCAAAUUGCCUCAGGAGACACUACCACCCCACCCGGCUGCGCCCAAAAGAGCUACAAAGGAUGUCUACCGGGAACAGCAGGAGGGGAGCAGUGGAGAAGGGUGGUGCAGUAGCUGGCAUGAACAAGACUGUAGCAACCCAGACGAGCUAGGCGUAUUUCGAGUGCACAGUGUGUGAACGCCGGGAAAUUACACCCACUCUACAAAAUGCCACCAUAAUUUGUCUUAUCGAUUGGAACAAAGACGUUAACUUCUAACGCUAUUUGGAUACAUUGUUGCACCCUUCAUCCUUGGUUUAGAUCAGUCUGUCCGGUGCAUCAUGCAGACAGGAGCUCACCUGCUUCUCUAUCUCAUCCUGCACUAUGUGGAAGCUGCAGCGGCGUCCCAGUGCUGGCAGGGGGCGACGUAUUCAGAGGCUGUGGUCUCCCCGGCCCUGAGGAGCAGCAAUAUCUUGCGGGUGCCGGAAGUGUCGUCUCUGGCGCAGUGUGCCGGGGCCUGUUGUGAUCUGCCCGGUUGUAACCUGGCCUGGCUGUUUGAGCGUCGCUGCUACAUCCUCAGCUGCCAGCAUCGGGAGAACUGCCAGCCCAGACAGAGACCCGGAGCUGAUUCCUAUAUGGCCUUCCUGCAGAGAGGACCCCCCCAGACCCUGCUGCUCCAGUCUCUGGUCAGGGGGGAGGCAUACCCCAGUCGCUGGAGGCCCCGCCCCUCUGGGGACAUAGAGGCCCUGAAGGACCUAGCCCUGUUAGAUGGGCCCCAGACGGAUUUUGGUGACCCAGGUGGGAUGGAUUUGGAAUACCCUGAGAGUGAACUUGGCCCUGAGGAUAAGGGUGGGGAUCUUCCAGAUUGGCCUGCAGCAUUGGAAGGGAGGGAAGGUUUCAACCUAUCGGAAAGUGAAGGCAGGCUAGAGGGGCUGGGAUUUGCAACAGAAGGCGCUGAGAGCAGCCUGCCCAGUCCUUCCACUGGGGCGACAGUCAGCCAAGGGGCACCCCCCAUUGACCCCAUGUCUGGCAAUACACCUGAAAACAAGAAAGAUAGUGAACUACAGAACACAUCCUUGGCCAGCUCAGGGCCAACAUUCAUGCCCAAACCACAGAAUGACAGUGUUCACUCCUCCCAACCGAGCCAAAUAAGGACUUCCCAUCCCACUGAAGCCCCAUCUCAUCUGUCCAGUACUGUACCACUGACCACAUCCACACAGACAGAGCUAACGUUGCCCAGGGACACGGUGGAGCUGGUAGCCUCCGUCAGCCCAGAGCCCCAAACUGAGAUUACUGAUGAUGGAGUGAUCAUCAGCCAUCACUGGGAGCAGGUUGGAGGUCCAUCCAUAGAGCUUGGAGCUUUCUUGGACACACAGAUUCUCAACCUAUCCAACCUUGCCCCUGGGGAGUACACGUUCAGGCUGACCGUUAUAGAUUCUGACGGGUUGUCAGACUCCACCACAGCUACAGUGGUGGAGAAUGACCGACUGCCCUACCCCAGCCAUACCCUCACUCCCACCUCCAGCCCUGGCCUUGCUGCUACCCUGGCCCACAGGCAGGUUGACCCUACUGCAGCCACCUCCUCUGUCAGUGCCUCUGCCACUCAGAAGACAGAGAACAAAAUCACCCCCAUAGCUGAGGUCAAGGAGUCCAACAGAGCCCCUGUGGCUGUAGUGGGUCCUAACAUGCAGCUGACCCUCCCAGUGACCAGCGUCACCCUGGACGGAAGCAGCAGCACUGAUGACCACGCCGUCACCAGCUACCACUGGGACACCAUCAGUGGUCCUCCAGGGUCAAGGACAGAGGGUGUGGACAAGGCCAUAGCCAUAGUAACGGGCCUCAGAGCGGGCCGCUACACAUUUAGGCUGACUGUGGGUAACCAGGAAGGGCUGACAGACAGUGCCUUGCUCACAGUCAGGGUUCAAGAGGCCAGAAGCCUUUCCCCUGUAGCACAUGCCAGUGGCAGCCACACCCUCACCCUGCCCAACAACUCCCUGGUGCUCAGAGGCUCAGUGACGGAUGGUGACCCAGCCAAGGUGCACUUCCUCUGGGUCCGGGACAGUCAGAGCCCUGCUGCUGGGGACGUGCUGUAUGGUUCAGAGCAGCAGGCCUCCCUGUACCUGGCCAACUUGGUGGAGGGGACCUAUCUGUUCCAGCUGCGUGUCACAGACACCCAGGGACGCAGCAGCACCGCCACAGCCACCGUGGAAGUGCGGUCAGGUAGAUACCCUGGUGGACGUGAGGAGGUAGAAGUGGAGAUGUUGGUGGCGGUGGCCCAGGUGAGUGUGUCUCAGAGGGACACAGUGCUCAGACAGUUGGCCGCACUGCUCCACGUCCUGGACAAUGACAUCCACCUCAGGGGCCUAAGGGGGCACUCAGACCUCAGCACAGUAUUGAGGUUCUCAGUGCAGGGUCCUGUGGGGCCAGUCCCUGGUCCUAAACUGGCCAGUGUGCUGCGUGAUCAGCUGCUGAGGGAGAAGACUGACUACCUGCUCUUCAGAGUCCUUCGAGUGGAUACAGUCAGUGUUCAUCCCACAUCCCACUCAGUGUGCUUGCUACGCUGCUCGGGCCGUGGGACGUGUGACCCAAUCACCAAGGAGUGUGUCUGUGACCCCUUUUGGACAGAGAACCUCAUUCGCCGGUUCUUUGGCGAUGGAGAGAGCAACUGUGAGUGGCGGGUUCUCUACUUCAUCCUGGCCUUCUUCAUGGUCAUUGUCCUCAUCGUGACAGUCAACUGCGCGUGUGUCUACUGCUGCAAAAGGAGGGGGCGCACUAAGGUCAGGAAGAAAACUAAGUACACUAUACUGGACAAUAUGGACGAACAGGAGAAAAUGGAGCUGAGGCCCAAAUACAACAUCAAACACAGGAGCACGGAGCACAACUCCAGCCUCAUGAUGUCCGAGUCAGAGUUGGACAGUGACCAGGAUACCAUCUUCAGCCGCGACCGACCGGUCCGGAGCAGAAACCGGACCAACGCUCAGGCUGCCCGCAACGGGAAUACCUUCGGAUGAGCAGGAACACACUGAAGUGGGGUGGUUAUCGGACAACAUGAGUGAAACCCACUUUUGCGAUUAUUGCCGGGGUGCACAGCUCGAGUCCUCGACUGCAAUAGUGACUGCUUGUUUUCGGUCUCGUCUUCUAUUCAAAUACUGGUUUCGACCAGGUCUGUACUUUCUAUGACAUUCAUUGGACAACUCAGCACCAGGGAAAUGUGAAAAUCCAAGGGCCGUAGUGGACUAGAGUUGGGCAUCACCUAAUUCUGGGGAAGUUUACAUACAUACAGACUGUUUGAAUGACUCGACACAAGGAUGAAGGUGCUCUUUGUGAGGAGCACAGUGAGGUUCUGUGGCCUCACAUACUUCUACAGAUAACCAGAUUGGUGAAUGUACAUACAACUACCCAUUAUGCAUACUAGUCUACCGACUACUACUGACCUUUAACUUUGCCUUGUUAUCCGAGAAUGACACGUCUUAGAUUUAAAGGUGUUUUACUGUCAUUAUUUUAUAGGAAAUGGAGACAAGCCCAACCCUGGUUGUGAGCGCCUGAUGCCGCUCCUGUAAAUUAUUUAACUAAUUGGAUUUGUCAAAAUGGCUUGAGUGCACAUUUUGGGAAAAGUCUCAUAAUUCUUACGUUCAGUACCCAAAGUCCAUCUUGUGAUGCUAUUCAGAAUCUAACUCAAUUUAUCUGUGAUCUCUCUCUAUGAGUGUCUUGGACUUUGACACAAUACAACACAGCAUUUUACUGUAUUUGAACUACUGUAUUGAGCUUGCAGACUUGUCCUCCAAACUAGUUGUAUAGCUUUGGUAUCUUUCUCAUUUUAAAGCUUCUUUAUGCUAAAUAAGCAUAAUGGUCUUGUAAAUGGGCCCGAAUAAACAGAACCAGGCAUUUCAUGGGACAAUCCAUAAAGGUGCCAAAAUGCACUAUUCACCAUAAGCCUGUGGCUGACAGAGACCCUAUUCUAUUCAAGUAUUUGGCAAUGCAUCCUUUCUUCCUUCCCAUGGUAAGAUCUAUUAUCUAACCUGAACAUGGUGGGUAACAUGCUUUCAAUCAGUAAUUCCUUUGAGUAAUGAUUGAAAAUGUUUUCCUGAAUUCAGUGUCAGAGAAUGUCUGAUUACAUAAGUAUAGUGCAAACAAAUUAUUGACAGGACGGUCAGGACCCACAGUUCAAGGGUUAAGAAGAGGACGGAUGGUAUUGAUAAGUAACGUUACUAUGCAGGACAGGUAACCGUCGAUGGAAUGGAUAAAACACUUCAGACAUUAAAGCAACAUAAGCAUGUCCAAUGGUUGCUUUACAUGUUUUGUUUUCGUAAGGGACUGGGGAGAUAUUUCCCCAAUAUGGACGGAAACACUACAGCCAUGUUGGUAUAUUCAUGCAUUUUUCCCAUUACGCCACCCAAUUUUUGGUAUAUGCUUUGUUUACUUAACUAAUUACAGCUACCAAUGUUUUUACAGAUAAUAUAUUGCCAAAAAAUAAACCAAUGCAUCA